Molecule: messenger RNA, 1279 nt
Organism: Ixodes scapularis (black-legged tick)
Lineage: Eukaryota; Metazoa; Arthropoda; Arachnida; Ixodida; Ixodidae
Exons: 11
Coding region: 1-1188 (395 amino acids)
Biological process (GO): negative regulation of DNA-templated transcription
Molecular function (GO): DNA binding
Source: RefSeq, a predicted model, not a curated record
AUGCCCCCCAGUGCUGGAAGAAAGACCUCGUCCCACAAACCACAAGGGGCGGCAGUUACAAGUAACGGCCAGCUCGGGCAAGGCUCGACCCAGCGUCAGCACCCCCCCCCCCCCCCCCCCCCCAGUGCUGGAGAGAAGACUGCGGCCCACAAACCACAAGGGGCGGCAGCCACAAGUGACGGCCAGCUUUGGGCUCGACCCAGCGUCAGCACACCCCCCAGUGCUGGAAGAAAGACCUUGGCCCACAAACCACAAGGGGCGGCAGCUACAAGUGACGGCCAGCUGGGGGCUCGACCCAGCGUCAGCACGCCCCCCAGCGCUGGAAAGAAGACUGCUGCCCACAAACCACAAGGGGCGGCAGCUACAAGUGGAAGCCAGCUCGGUCAGCCGAGUCCUGGGGUUCCGGAGCAAGUCAUGGGCCCCCCUAUUGAAGCCUUGCAUUCUGGGCACACAGCAGAAAACCAUGCUGGGGACCGUGGCAAGGACCAGGACAAACAUAUUGUGGCGGACCUCGGGGAGGAUCUUGUUGAGUGCGCUGACUGGGACAUUGAUUGGGACAUUGAUGAAGAUGUUGGAGGCGACGUCGGAGGCCACUUCGCAGAGGACGGCGGAGAUGGAAACGACAUUGAUGAAAACAUUAGAGGUGGCGCCGCAGAUGGAGACGCCGUCGGCGAGAACGACAGCUCUUCUGUUCCACUUUUCCAAGUGCAGGAAGGACAAAUUCAUGUGGGGUCAAAUAUCUUUCUACUGAAAAAAAAAUUUGAAUUCGUAUUUGAUGCAAAAACCGACUCGAUGUGCGUUAAGGACGCAGCAAGGACCAUCUGGUCUACAGCAGAGCUCCUCGAGCGCAGCGUCAGUGGGAAACCUUGUAAGAGGUACCUGAAACUGGGUGCGUUGGGCAAGAAGAGAAUGACCCCUGAGAAGAAAGGGGCUGUUUUGAAUAUGUACAGGAAGUACAUCCAGGACAAUCCCUCCGUGAAGGAGAUAGCCGUCCUGGCCGACCCAAAUCUCUCUCCCGACAAGAGAGUGGCUGCUGCCGCAGCGAUGAGGGAAGCUCGUCUCAAGAACAUGAACAAGUACAUUGCUGAAAUGUGUAACGACCAGCAGAAGAAGGACAAACUUGCCCGGGCACUUUUCGUGGAGGAGAGUGAGGAGCCCAUCAGUGGUGCUUCAACCUCGGGGAGCUAAGAGAAGAUUCAGUGUUCAGGUCAACGGUCAUGUGCUCAACUCUUUUUCCUGUUUUCUCUUUGUCUUGGGCUUGAAAUAAAACAGGUCUGUA